Messenger RNA from Mesoplodon densirostris (Blainville's beaked whale), 633 nucleotides. It is a transcript of the gene NTF4, whose product is annotated as neurotrophin 4. The transcript has a single exon. The coding region runs from base 1 to 633 and encodes 210 amino acids. The record is from RefSeq and is a predicted model, not a curated record. Gene Ontology annotation, molecular function: nerve growth factor receptor binding; growth factor activity. Gene Ontology annotation, cellular component: extracellular region. Lineage: Eukaryota; Metazoa; Chordata; Mammalia; Artiodactyla; Ziphiidae. Gene Ontology annotation, biological process: cell surface receptor protein tyrosine kinase signaling pathway; regulation of neuron differentiation; nerve growth factor signaling pathway.
AUGCUCCCCCACCCCUCAGGCUCCCUCCCCAUCCUCCUACUUUUCCUCCUCCCCAGUGUCCCAAUGGAGCCCCACGCCUCAUCCUCACCCCUGCCCCCAUUUCCAGUCCCCGAGUGGGACCUCUUGUCCCCCCGCGUAGCCCUGUCCAGGGGUACCCCCGCUGGGCCCCCUCUGCUCUUCCUGCUGGAGGCUGGAGCCUUUGGGGAGCCAGCUGGCAGCCCGGCCAACCGCAGUCGGCGGGGGGUGAGUGGGACGGCACCAGCGAGCCGCCGCGGAGAGCUGGCUGUGUGUGAUGCAGUCAGCGGCUGGGUGACAGACCGCCGGACUGCUGUGGACCUGCGUGGGCGCGAGGUGGAGGUGCUGGGCGAGGUGCCUGCGGCUGGCGGCAAUCCCCUUCGCCAGUACUUCUUUGAAACCCGCUGCAAGGCUGACAGCGCUGGGGAAGGUGGCCCCGGUGGGGGUGGAGGAGGCUGCCGGGGUGUGGACCGGAGGCACUGGGUGUCUGAGUGUAAGGCCAAGCAGUCCUACGUGCGGGCAUUGACUACCGAUGCCCAGGGCCGUGUGGGCUGGCGAUGGAUUCGAAUUGACACUGCCUGUGUCUGCACGCUCCUCAGCCGGACUGGCCGGGCCUGA